Eleginops maclovinus (Patagonian blennie) is the source of this 1854-nucleotide messenger RNA. RefSeq names its product thiol S-methyltransferase TMT1A-like. Bases 66 to 800 code for a protein of 244 amino acids. The transcript has 2 exons. Lineage: Eukaryota; Metazoa; Chordata; Actinopteri; Perciformes; Eleginopidae. The record is from RefSeq and is a predicted model, not a curated record. Gene Ontology annotation, molecular function: S-adenosylmethionine-dependent methyltransferase activity.
AAUCCUGAUCUUGUAAAUCUCCUGUCUUUAAGAGGCCGCAGCAAGACUUUUUCCAACUGAACGAAAUGAAGCCUUGUCUCAUUAAAUUAUUCCGAUGUAUUUGUUUAGUAUUGACUUUGCCUUUACAUCUUAUGGAGAUCACAGGCUUGUACAGCAUGUACAAACGCUUGUUUCCGUUGCUCGCCUACAAUAUAACAUUUUCAUACAACGACAAAAUGCACGAAACGAAAAGAGAUCUUUUUCGAAACGUGGGCAGAUUUGCGAACACCGACGGUAGUCUUCGUUUGCUGGAGAUCGGUUGCGGCAGCGGCGCAAACUUCAGGUUUUAUCCGUACGGCUGCACGGUGAUCUGCACCGACCCUAACCCGCACUUCGAGAAGUACCUGCGGAUGAGCAUGGAAGCAAACAAGCAUUUGACAUAUGAAACGUUUAUAGUCGUCUCCGGGGAGGAGAUGGAGAAGGUGGAGGACGAGUCCGUGGACGUGGUUGUCUGCACCCUGGUCCUCUGCUCUGUCAGAAACGUGCAGGGAGUGCUGCAUGAGGUGCGACGCAUCCUCAAACCAGGAGGAGCCUUCUACUUUUUGGAGCAUGUUGUGUCAGUUCCUUCCUCCUGGACAUUUUUCUUCCAGCAUGUUUUUGAGCCCCUGUGGUACUAUCUAGGAGAUGGAUGCAUGAUAACCAGAGAAACAUGGAGAGAUCUAGAGGCAGCUGGUUUUUCUGAACUUCACAUAAAACACAUUGAGGCUCCAGAGGUUUCACGGAUGAUAAGACCACAUAUCAUGGGAUACUCCAUUAAAUAAUUGCUGGAAAGAACGGAUUUACUGUGCAUCUUAAACUGUGUAUAUUCACAAGCUUGAAGUUUGUGUUAUUUUCACUUUGAGCCCGGUCAUACGGAAUAUAUUUUACUUAGCUUUUAUUUUUUUUGUCAUACUACCAUUUUUACACUUAAAAUCAUUUUUUAAAAAUGGGUCCAAACUGAGUUUGCCGUUAUAACGAAGAUUACUCAACCUGAACCAUUUGGUUUUAACAGUACAAAAACAGACUAGUCGCACUGCAAUUAUUGAGUGAAAAUAGAUUUAUUUACUCAUAGAAUCAGCAACAUUUCAUACACCGUUUGUUCCUCUUCCCUACCCCUCCCAAGAUGAACAUAAUAAAUAUUACCUGGACACUGUGCUUUUUUCCCUGAUUGUCUAAGUAACUGCCAAGAAACAACCAAACAAACCUCACUCAAUGUCAUUAUUUUUGUUACCCUUUAUAUUCCAUUGCACAAAAAUAAGGAAUGACCAUUGUAACAUCUCCUUAUAGGGAAAUGAGGGGAACUGCUGGUUCACAAUAUAAACAGUAAAUUAUGUCGGUGUGGUAAAUAUACAGUCAACAUUCUGCAGAUGCUGAAUAUUAAAAAUAAAAAAAACUCCAACAGCAACAUUUUUAAAAACACAACAAAAAGAGGAGCAGGAUACAAAUUGAGACUCAAAGUUAAAGCUCACAAUUUCAAACCUCCCAUAUUAAAAAUGUACAGUACUAUAAAUGUUAUAGCGUUAGCAAAUUUUUAUAUAAAAAAACAGCAGGGGAAAAAAUGUUUUUGAGUAUAUUUUACUGCCAUCACAAGUCACUUUUUAUAUCAAACAGAGUAAAAAAACUGGAGGAUGUCAGCCUGAUCGAAGUGUUCCCAGAAACCCAGUUCAUGUCCAAAUGUCUGAGCUGUGCUGCUCCCACAUUGUGUCCCAAUCCUCAACCUCUACUCAAACAGGUUAUCCUGUUUUAACACAAUAAAGGUCCUUUAAUGUUUUCAGUUCUUCAAUCAGGGUCUUGUUUUGGUUUUCAAGAACAGCAACGCGGUUUUCGAGGCAUUUA